This is a messenger RNA of Zea mays, 2160 nucleotides long. RefSeq lists its product as uncharacterized. Lineage: Eukaryota; Viridiplantae; Streptophyta; Magnoliopsida; Poales; Poaceae. The transcript is spliced from 8 exons. The record is from RefSeq and is a predicted model, not a curated record. The coding region runs from base 167 to 1933 and encodes 588 amino acids.
CUCAAAGGUCAAAGCCAGCAGGCACCCAGCCCCCGCCCCCGCCACCGCCAUUAUCAGCAGCUUCGACUUCUCCGGCCGCUCCGUCCUUUUGGCAUUUCCUCCCGUCUUCUCUCGCUGCUUUUCAUUACCUCCUCCCGCGCCGCCCGUAGUACCGAUUCGCACUCGGAUGGCGUCGGCGGCGUUCAAGUCCACCACGCGCCGCGCCCUCCACGCCACCACCACCUCCCGCUCCGACCCGCCCCCGUGCCCGCGCCGCACCCGCUCGCGCUCCGUCAGCGCGGCGCCCCGCGCCGCCCACGAGGACUACGCCAACACGCGCACCAACCCGCUCUUCGACUCCGCGGCCUCCCCGUCCGCCUCGCCAUCUCCGCCCCCCGGGGCGGCUGCUGCUACUGGUGCUACCUCCGGCCGUGGGGAUGCGGCGGGCCGGGAGAGGGGGCGUGAGCCGCGGCUCAAGAGCGGGGGGCGCGGCGGCGGUGGAGGGAGGGCGCGGUCGGCCUCCGUCGCGCCGCCGCAGCGGCGCCACACCGCCUCGGUGGCGGACUCUGCUGCCGAUGUCGGCGGGAGGAAGGCUUCGCGGGCGCGGUCGGUGGCCGACGUCGCACGCACCUACCGGGGCUCCGAGACCGAUGCAGAAGCCAGGGGUGUGGCAAGGAAACUGCAGUCAUGGAGGAGCCAGCAUUCAGUUCCAGAGGGGAAGCGUAAGGGAACUGAUGCAAGUUGUUCAUCCCAGGGGUCAACAACCGGAGCGGGGUGCCGGCAAAUGGAUGAAACUACACAGUCAGAAUCUAGCACUGUUGUUUCUUCACCUGGCCAUCUCGAGCAUCAGGACCACUCAACUGUCCCAGUGGAUCCAGUUCUGGAAAUUCCUCCUGAAUUCGAUCCAGAUUCUGCUGAGUUUAUCUCUGACAUUAGUGAUUAUGUAACAGAAUAUGGAAAGAAAAAUGUUGUGGAAAUUUCUCUUGAGUCCAGGAACAGUGCAGCAAAACAGCACUGGGAGCAAAUGGAAAUUUCUCUUGAGUUUGAUACAGAUGCUUCUGAGCUGGUUUCAGACACAUGGCACCAUGGAGCAAACCAGCAACGGGGGGAAUUGGAAGCUUCUCUUGAGUUUGAUCCUGACACCUCUGAGCUCGCUCCUGACAUAACAGAAUAUACAUUAAAACUAAAACAGUCACAUGAACGUGCUCGAAAGCUUAGGGCAGAUUUGGCAGUUGAAGAGCAGCGGGAACAAGAACUGAGCAGAAUGCUGAAGGGCAUAGUAACAGAUCCAAACUUUACUGAGACACAUAAAAAACGGCCAAGAAGAAAGAGUAGCAUAGAAAGACUGAAAGUGUCAAGGCGUUUAGCUGAAGAGGCAAUGAACUAUUUUGAGGAAUGCGUUUCAAUUUCAACAAUGGAUAGCACUGAUUUCUCAUCACCUGAGGAUCCUCAACCAAAUUCAGUUGUGAAUGUCCCACCAAAGAGCAAUAGUAGAUUUUUCCACAAAGGGAGAUCAAUCUUUCAAGAACCCCACACUCUGGCUGAUCAACAUGGAUAUCAUGUGGAAUCUGACAAGCAAACUCAGUGCUCAAUUAGCGCAACUGGAUCCGAUGUGUCUGACAGUGUUAUCUUUAGUCACACAAAUGGUGCUGGUUUGAAAAUCAGGAGCGUCUCCAGCGAUGAUCCUGAUGGCUUUGACACUCCGCGGAGCAGAAGUUCUUGUUUCUCUUUCACCCACGAGCCAGUAAAAAAGCUCGAAAACUGCGAUGUUCGGCAAUACCUUGGGAAUUUCGGAAGGGGGAACAAUACAGAGCUAAAGGAGACGAGGUCAAGUUAUUUUGCCGAUGACUAUGCCUCACAGAAAGUUGAUCCGGACUUACUGAAGGAUAUGGUGACCUUUCAGAAUCGGAUAGAGUAUGGAGGGCUCGUUAUAUGUAACAUCAGAACAUUCUGACAGUGAACAGAGCCACUGUCCGAAGAAGCUAAGUAUAGCAUUGUGCAAUUAUCCUUUUGGCGAAUGUGGUUUUUUGGUGACUGCUAUAAUCUUUUGUCAUGUUUCUCUACUAAUUAUCAAUGCUAUGCUAUAAUCUGUGUGGCUGUGUGCGUCGUAUCUUGUAUGCGAUCCACCCGGAUUCAUAAUCCGUAUUUCUAACGAGACAGAACAACUCCUAUCCAGUGGUA